Messenger RNA from Encephalitozoon intestinalis ATCC 50506, 1203 nucleotides. RefSeq names its product RSC chromatin remodeling complex subunit RSC8. The transcript has a single exon. Lineage: Eukaryota; Fungi; Microsporidia; Unikaryonidae. The coding region runs from base 1 to 1203 and encodes 400 amino acids. Gene Ontology annotation, molecular function: protein binding. The record is from RefSeq and is a predicted model, not a curated record.
AUGGAAAACAUUUUCCCAUUGCAAGAAAGUGUUGAGAUCGAGGAGAUCUAUGGAAGGAAGAGACCCAAUGCAAAUCCCCCGAAAACAUCCAAAGCAUUUGGGAUGAAAAGCGGGGUUUUGGACUUUGUAGACACAGAAACAUACCAGAUGAAGCACCCCGACUGGUUUAGGAAGGGCGAAGUAAGUCAAUUAGAACUUCCAAGCAUGGAUGAGGUUAUCCGGGCUGUUGGGAAAGAAAAAUAUGUGGAGAGUAGAGACAGAAUAAUCGAUAGUUAUGAAAAUGGGUGCAGGCCGAUGACUGUUGGGAAAGCCCUGACACUGGUGGAUAUAGAUCUGUACUGGAUGCUUAAGAUCUUUUCGUUUUCAGAGAGGUGGGGUUUAAUCAAUUGUAGAAGCAUGAUUGUAAAGGAGAUCAAAAACCUUGAGUCUUUCAAGAUUGAGGAUGGCAUUUCUGUGCAAGAGACUUCUAAAGAAGGAGACACCGAAGAGAUUGUGGAUAUAAAAAGACAUUUGGAAGGAUCUAUGUGUAACUGUGGGGAAAAGGCAUCAUUUUUCACAAGGUCUUUAGUAUUUAGAUGCUCGGAAUGCAUUGAUAAUGGAGUCUACCCAGCAACUAUUCUAAGAUCGGACUUUCUCCCCAUUACCGAAUCUCUGGUUAAAAACAUGUGGUCCAAAAAAGAGGAGUUUCUUCUGUUGGAGGGAAUCAAUAAGUUCGGAGAUGAGUGGAAUUUGGUAAGUCAGCAUGUAGAAACCAAGACAAAAGAGCAAUGUAUAUUUCAUUUCCUUCGGCUUCCAAUACUGGAGAACACAUUUUCAAAGGCAGAUCUUUCUGUUGGAAGGCUAUUUGAGACGGCCGAGAAUCCGAUUAUGUGCAUUAUUGCCUUCAUAUGUGGAAUUGUCCAUCCAAAGGUUGCAUCUGAAUGUGCACGGAUUGCUAUCAAGGAUAUCGGCCAAUGCUCACAAGACGUGGUUGUUCAGCGUAUAUUAGACGCAGGAAAGGAAAAGGCAAGAGAGCAGAAGGAUUUGGAAACAAAGAAAAUAGAAAGGUUGAGAAAUGUAAUAUGCGAGGCAUUACUGAAUAAGAUCAAAAUGAAAAUAGGAGCCUAUAAGGACUUGUAUUUAUCUACACAAAGAGUGAGGAACGAACUGAUUGCAUUAAGAAGAGGUCUUAUUGAAGACAUGAACCUUACGGGGGAUGAGUGA